AUGGACGAAGUUACUGAUCAACAGACCGCUGGGUCUAUAAACCAGACAAAGAAGACAAGUUGGUUUGGAAACAUUGCCAAAAACCCGUUCAUAUUCGGUGUCGCACUAUUUUCAACCCUCGGUGGCUUCCUCUUUGGCUAUGAUCAGGGGGUUGUUUCGGGAGUCCUCACGAUGGAGUCCUUUGGUGCAAAGUUCCCUCGCGUCUAUAAUGAUAGCGGCUUUAAAGGAUGGUUUGUGUCAACGUUACUUCUGGGUGAGUUAUAUUCACCGAGGUUAAUUGUUAUAGGGCAAAAUUGCUGA
This is a messenger RNA of Trichophyton rubrum CBS 118892, 300 nucleotides long. RefSeq lists its product as uncharacterized. NCBI's taxonomy places the organism in Eukaryota, Fungi, Ascomycota, Eurotiomycetes, Onygenales, Arthrodermataceae. The coding region runs from base 1 to 300 and encodes 99 amino acids. The record is from RefSeq and is a predicted model, not a curated record. Gene Ontology annotation, cellular component: membrane. Gene Ontology annotation, molecular function: carbohydrate:proton symporter activity. The transcript is spliced from 2 exons. Gene Ontology annotation, biological process: carbohydrate transport; transmembrane transport.